AUGAACACUCCAAUUGCAAUUUUCCUUGUAUCCUUUUUCAUCUUUCUUGUCAACUUGAUCAGGUUGAAAACCAGCAAUAGAAACAAAGGAGUCUCUCUUCCCCCAGGCCCGACCCCAUGGCCAAUUGUUGGUUGUGUACCAGAAAUGUGGAGGAACAGGCCAGCAUAUAAAUGGGUGCAUAGGGUUUUGAAAGAACUCGACACUGACAUUGCAUGCAUAAAAUUAGGAAAUGUUCAUGUCAUCCCAGUGAAAUCACCAGAAAUUGCCAGGGAGUUUUUGAAGAAAAAUGAUGCAGUUUUUGCAUCAAGACCUGUCACAAUGGCAACUGAUCUUUUAAGCAGCGGGUUCUUGACCACAGGUGUUGUGCCUUGGGGAGGCCAGUGGAAAAAAAUGAGAACAGUUUUGAUUGCUGACGUGUUCAAUCGUUCUAAGGUUCAAUGGCUACUUGGUAAGAGAAACGAAGAAGCUGAUAACCUUGUUAAGUUCCUAUACAAUCAGUGCUCGUCCAAUCCCAACGGUUCGGUGUUGAAUGUGAGAACUGCAGCUCAAUUUUACUCAGGAGGUGUGAUGAGAAGGAUGAUUUUCAACACGAGGUACUUUGGCAAAGGGAGAAAGGAUGGAGGGCCUGGCUUUGAAGAAGAGCAACACGUUUCUGCGCUUUUGACUAUACUCUUGCAUGUGUACGCUUUCUGCGUAUCGGAUUAUCUUCCAUGGCUUAGAGUGUUUGACAUAAGUGGCCAUGAGAAAAAGGUAAGGGUUGCUUUGAAGAUCAUCAAGCAAUAUCAAGACCCUCUUAUAGAUGAGAGGUUGAAAGAAUGGAGAGAUGGAAGGACGAAGGAGACUGAGGACCUGCUUGAUGUUGUCAUUUCACUCAAAGAUGCAAAUGGACAGCCCUUAUUGUCAGGUGAAGAAAUUAAAGCUCAAAUCACGGAACUGCAGCUUGCAACAGUGGAUAAUCCGUUCAAUGCAGCGGAGUGGGCUCUAUCAAUAAUGCUCAACCAACCUGAGCUGCUAAAAAAGGCAGAAGAAGAACUAGAUAGGGUAGUUGGAAAGCAGAGGCUUGUUCAAGAGUCUGAUGUCCCCAAGCUCCCUUACGUAAGGGCUUGUGCAAGAGAAGCACUUAGGCUGCAUCCAGUUGCACCAUUCAACCUCCCCCACAUGUCCAGCACAGACGCUGUAGUCGCAGGCUACUUCAUCCCAAAAGGGAGCAGUGUUCUGCUAAGCCGCUUAGGUCUCGGGCGCAACCCGGAAGUGUGGGAAAACCCACUGAGAUUCGACCCAGAACGACAUCUAAAAGGAGAUGCUGAUCAACAAGUGGAUCUGGAAGAGCAUGAGCUGAGGUUCAUUACAUUCUCUACUGGACGGAGAGGAUGCAUGGGGAGUGGGCUUGGGACUACCAUAACUAUCAUGCUCCUAGCAAGGCUUUUGCAAGGGUUUACUUGGAGCAUGCCACCCAAUGUGGAUAAGAUUGACCUCACUGAGGCUCUCUCCCUCUUCAAGGCCAACCCUUUGUUUGCACAUGCUAAACCUCGCUUGCCUGCUUCUCUCUACAUGGUUUAG
This is a messenger RNA of Prunus dulcis (almond), 1560 nucleotides long. RefSeq names its product tryptophan N-monooxygenase CYP79A68-like. The transcript has 2 exons. Bases 1 to 1560 code for a protein of 519 amino acids. Lineage: Eukaryota; Viridiplantae; Streptophyta; Magnoliopsida; Rosales; Rosaceae. Gene Ontology annotation, molecular function: monooxygenase activity; heme binding; oxidoreductase activity, acting on paired donors, with incorporation or reduction of molecular oxygen. The record is from RefSeq and is a predicted model, not a curated record.